AUGAGAAACAAUAAGUCCCCAGGAAGCGACACUAUAACAGCAGAGAUGCUGAAGUAUGGCGGAGAAGAGCUGUUGAAGGUUAUCCACGAACUUAUAUCGAAUGUGUGGGAACAAGAAAGAAUGCCAGAAGAGUGGAAGAAAGGACUGAUCAUACUUAUAUACAAGAAGGGGGACAGGAGAGAUUGUGUCAGGCAGGGCGAUUCCUUAUCAGCAUUAAUCUUCAUUCUGGUUCUGGAAGCGGCAUUGAGAAAGGUGGAUUGUGUAGGUGAUAUCACAUAUAGAAUGAGUCAGUUAUCAGCAUAUGCUGAUGAUAUUGUUGUAGCUGCAAGAAGUCAGAGAGCUAUGUUGGAGAAGCUGGAAGAUAUUGAAAGAGCGGCCCAAAGAAUUAGGUGGCUCGGACAUCUGACGAGAAUGAACGACAACAGAGUCGUGAAGAAGGUUGCUGAGUGGACUCCUGCUAAUACAAGGCCCAAGGGAAGACCUCGGAUGAGAUGGAGAGACGAUGUGGUUGCUGACCUAAGAAAGAUUGGAGCAAGAAAUUGGAGAGAGGUCGUCGAGGACAGACCCCAAUGGAGACUACUGAUUCACCAGGCCAAGACCCAUGGAGGGUUGUAG
Molecule: messenger RNA, 615 nt
Organism: Homalodisca vitripennis (glassy-winged sharpshooter)
Lineage: Eukaryota; Metazoa; Arthropoda; Insecta; Hemiptera; Cicadellidae
Exons: 3
Coding region: 1-615 (204 amino acids)
Source: RefSeq, a predicted model, not a curated record